Messenger RNA from Hylaeus anthracinus, 8474 nucleotides. Its product is annotated as E3 SUMO-protein ligase RanBP2. Lineage: Eukaryota; Metazoa; Arthropoda; Insecta; Hymenoptera; Colletidae. Gene Ontology annotation, cellular component: cytoplasm; nuclear pore. The record is from RefSeq and is a predicted model, not a curated record. The coding region runs from base 211 to 8406 and encodes 2731 amino acids. Gene Ontology annotation, biological process: intracellular transport. Gene Ontology annotation, molecular function: GTPase activator activity; protein binding. The transcript is spliced from 9 exons.
UAAGUUGGCAUCCCUGUUUUCGAAGAGACCGUUUGAAAGAGACUUGUUUGUGCUGUGGUACGGAGGAAGUUCUAUCCUAUCCAGUUCUAUCGUGCGGCAGCAUCGUGCAGUGCACACCAUAAAAUAGUGUUUCUAAUUUCAUUUUGGUCAAAUAUUAAACAGUGAUCCGACACGUGAGACUCGAGGAAAGCUUCGAACUGGUCUUUGAAAAUGUUUCGAUCGAAGAAGGAUGUCGACCGACACGUGAAAGACAUUUUUAUUAAGCUUAAAAGCUCGGAGGAGAAAAACCUUCGAUGUUAUAACAUAGCAAAGCUAUACUAUCAAGUUGGAGAUUACGAGUCUGCGAAGAAAUAUGUUUCUAAUUAUUUGGAGAUACGCGAUAAAUGCGCAGGAGCUUAUAAAUUGUUAGGUCAAGCACUGGAAGCUUUAAAACAAAAGGAAGCUGCUUUUAUGCAAUAUAAAAUAUCUCUCGAAUUAGAACCAAAGCAAGAUGACCUUGUUUUAAAAGUUUGCGAGCUUUUGACUGACAUGGAUGUUAAAAUGGAUGUGAAUAUAAUUAAGUAUUGGGUAGAGAGAACUGACAAAAAGUUUCCACAUCAUCCAAUAGUUUUUGAAUUGAAGGAAAAAAUGUUAACUCAAGAAAAAUCAGAUGGUAGCAACGACGAUCUGGAGAAGCUUAUUACCUCUGAAUUAAUGGUACGACAAACAGAUGUGCAUCUACAAGUUAAGUUAUUGAAGCACUACUUAGGGAAUCAUAGACUUGAAGAUGCGUAUAAUCACGCUGCCGGAAUCGAAGCAAAACACAGUCACAGAAAUAGUAUCGAUUGGUACCAGUCGUUAAGCGAAUUACUAGUAGAAUGUAAACCGAGUAAACAGUCGGAUUGGACAUUUUGGAUAUUUUACAUUUCGGUGUUAGAAAGAUAUGCAGCACUUUGUUUAAAAGAACAGGGUAACGUAGAUAAGAAUAUAGCGGAUGCUAUGGAGGCAGUAUUCAAUUUCGAUCAAAGCUUAACUGAAUUUAAAUCGAGAAGCAUCUCUGUUCAUCAUGAUUUUAUUAAAAACGUAUUAUUACACAUGUGGGGUCAGUUAAAUUUUCAUUUGGCGUGUCUAUUUUUACGAAAAACUAAGAGACGCGAAGAUAGUUGGUUCGAAGCAGGACGGUUGUGCACUCCUCUGUUGUUAACUGCGUUACACGUGACACCUAUAGACCCUACAGCGUUAUGGACUACGCAUUUGAAAAAUCGACUAGUGAAGAAUCUAGUCCACGUAUGGCACAGGGAAGGGUCGUAUAGAUGUAGUCAAGCUGGUCAUGUACUUAGAGAUUACGCUCGGGAUAAUAAGAAAAAGCUAUUGGAUAAAAUUGAUAAGUUUUGCACGAAUUCGUGGCGUGAGCAUAAUUAUCAGAAGAUCUUUGGCAAACCUUAUGAAAAUCGUAAAGCAACGUCAUAUUUUUCAAAUGCGCAAGUAACAAAUCCACCGUUACGUUUGUGUUCGUAUAACGAAUUAAAAAAAUUCGAUGAAAUCUCAGAGGAAGUGUGGCCAAAUUCGUUGCAUCAUCAGGUCUGGCUUGGUUUAAGAUCUCGGCAUCGUAACUCGCACAACAAAGACAACGGGCCUUGUCCAAAUCAAACGUCACACGUGUUUAGCGAAUUACAGUUUUCCGUCUUCAAUUUAAAUCAAGCAGCUCCCGAUAGUCUGAGCCGUCUCGAUAUCGAUGCAUUCUUGAAUGCAACAAUUUUCUGCGCUUCGGCAGUGAUCGAGGAACAACAACUAAGCGGCUUUCUAGAUCCUGAUAAAUUUCCUACAUUGCCGGCGGACCUCACCAACACUCUUUGCACUUGUGCUCAAGAAAAAUGGUGGUCCUCCGCUUACAAAGUAUACACCAUGGAUAAACAAAAACCAUUGGACGAGGAUCUCGGUGAAAUAAGGUUGGAGUUGCAACGAGGUUUGGAAGUUGUUCGCUGUAUCGGUAAUCAUGGUUUGCAUCCUGUGCUUCUAGUACAUUUGGCACGAAUAUUUCAUUAUAGAGCGGAAGCAUUAAAAGAAAUAGAUCAAGAAAAUAGCGAUAUAUCUAGUCUGGAGGCACGUUACGAGAUGUAUUGGUUAAAUGCGAUCCCGCUUCUCGAAAGACUGCAAAAUAAUCAAACUCUUCGUGUAACCAAUACAAAGUUCUUCAAUUAUCAAGGACCGGCAAUGAACUAUGCGGACUUAAUUAAAGCUUUGGAAGAAGGUAAAUUACUUAUGGCUCAGCGAUUCGUGCGAGACAAACAGCACGAGAAAGCCAUCGAUGCACUGCAGGCAUUGAAAUGUCCGGAGGCUUCGUUUCAACAAGGAAAGGUAUACGAGAUGCUAGCAGAUGAAAUUGUUAGUUACAUGCCGAAGGAAAGCUUAACGUCGGAGAUCAGAUCGCAGCACAUCGUUAUGCUUUCGAAAGCCAGAGAAUGCUUUUAUUUAACGUUGGAUCGAUUGCGCACCCCGGGGACGAAUCCAAAACAUCCGUUGAACUCCGAACUUUCAACGCAUAUAUCCAAUAUCGAAAACAAAUUGAAAAAAAUCGACCCGGACUUAUCACGGGGCAAUUUGAGCAGGAACGAAUGCAGCGACGGAACAUCGGGCGACAGUUAUUCCUCCGCUCACAGUAUCACGGAAGUAGGUGUGCUAUAUCCGUCACUUACAGGAAUAAAUUCAUCGUUCAGCAUGGUCAGCACGCCGCAGAGGACCGCUCAUCGAAAACCGAAACAAUACAGCACCCCUUACAGGGCUCAACAUCACGACGUGGAUUUGCUGAAGAAUCGUUCGGAGGCACGCCCAAGUCCCGAGCGUCUCGAUGCUCAAAUUCGCGCGAUCAAUCAAACGAUGAACGUCAAAGAUAAUAUGAUACUAGAACAAAAUAAAAAUAUACUGGAGAAAGUGGAAGAGCUAGCAAAAGAGGUAAAGGAGCUAACGAAAGAAGUAGGGAUGUUACGUAAAGAUAUGCAACGGCAACGUACUCAACCAGAUAACGUUAACCCCAGUUUGGAGGAGGACUUGUGCGUCUUGAGCGAAGAAGAUUACAACGAUUUGCACUACAAUCCGAAUCGAGUAGAGCCCGCGUCCUCGCUACCUGGAAACAUGUUUCCAACGUCGCACAGACAUCCGUAUUCUCAACUGGUAUAUCCUUCGACUACCGCGUUCCAGGGAUACUAUCCCGAUGGUGUAUUUGCCAAUCCAAACGCGCAACCGUAUUCUCUGUAUCCUCCGAAUGUUUAUCCGUUGCCAAUGCUGUAUCCUAACGCUAGGUCGAAAAUUACGGAGAACGUACUUCAACAGAGCCUAUUUACGGCGAGGUUGCCAACGCAGAUGCCCGAUCCGAUGCCACAAACGAAUCAAUCCUUGCAAGUUUUACUUCAAAAGGCGGACACGCCGAAAGCAGAGACAACUAUAAAGGAUGCACCUGUGAAUAAAGUGCCACCGGUUAACGUUGUUAUCACCACAUCCGAUACUCUUCCUACCACGGUACCGGUUGUUCAACCGACGCUCAGCGUUACGAUUCCUCCACAUUUUAGACUAGGUAGCAUUUCUACGUCGGCUGUGAUAGAACAGCCUCCUUUUCCUCAUUCUUAUCAAAUUCCUAUGCCUUCUCAAGCUACUAUACCGACGACAGUUAAUCUUCCACCUUUGGCGUCCACUCUCACAACCAUGCCAGCUAACAUUUCUGUAACCGAAACACCAGUGACGGAUAACACCAACGUUUGCUCGACUGGUUCUCCGAACAGUUCGGAUCACGAACACGAUCCCAUACCAGACUUCGUUCCUGUAAUACCAUUGCCCGCAGAGGUCAAGGUCACCACCGGAGAAGAGGGCCAGGAAACAUUGUUCUGCGCUAGAGCCAAGUUGUUCCGUUUCGUGGGCAACGAAUGGAAGGAACGCGGUAUCGGGAACGUGAAACUGCUCCGAAACGAGGAAGGAAAGAUUCGUUUGCUUAUGCGCAGAGAACAGGUAUUAAAGGUAUGCGCGAAUCAUUACCUGUCGCCCGAUAUGGAGUUGACCGCCAAAUCGAACAACGAGAAAACCUGGUUUUGGGUUGCGCACGACUUCGCUGACGGUGAACUAAAGGUGGAAAAGUUUUGUAUUAAAUUCAAAACCGUAGAGGAAGGUGCUUCCUUCAAAGAACACUUCGAGAAAGCUAAAGCUAGUCUCGCUCAGUUAUCGGACAAAUCAACGAACAUCGCUGGGAAAGCAACGGUCAAGCCCAGUUCACCAGUGAACAAUGUUCAGAAAAAGGAAGUAAAGUUUGUCGAACAAACUAGUCAGAAGCAACCUACCGAAGCAACCACAAUUUCAGAAACUUCGUCAGAGAAAUCGAAAGCCAAUCCAGCGGCAACGGUUGUCGGUGGAUUUUCGUUCACGUCGACGCCAAUUAUUCAAAAAGUGGCUACGCCUGAACCUACCACGACUCCUAGUAAACCCGAAGCUAGUCCAUUUGCUGGUUUCAUGUUUAUCAAGACUAUGACGACUGCCGAAAGCUCUACGACUACGACAUUAAAAAAUUCCCAAACAUCUACUUUCGCGUUUGCAAAAACAACUACACCUCAGGAGGAAGCUACGAGCGGAAGUGUUCCUAUGAACGUUAGUCAAUCUUCGCUCAGAAGACCGCAUGCUCCACCAGUAUGUGCAACUGCUGUUGUAGGCAUCGAUGAUUUUAGCGCGACAACCGAACACGAAGAAGUGUUGUUCGAGGACAAAAUCAGUCUUCAGUAUUACGUUAACGAUAAACAAUGGGAUAACAGAGGCACUGGCCAGAUGAAGGUUUUGUGGAACUCGAAGACGGGUAGAAUUCGAUUAUUAAUGAUAGAAGAGAACAGUUCGAAAGUUUGUUAUAAUUUCAACGUCUCAGCUAAAAUGCCACUUACAUUUAAGAGUGGUAGCAGCACAGUAGUUAGUUGGACUAUUCAAUAUGGAGUGGAUAAUAAAACAGGAACGUUUGCAGCGACAUUUAAGACGUCUACUCAAGCAUCUCAAUUCCAUAGUACGCUCACUAAUAACCAACAAAAGAUGGUGAAAGACUGCGUUUCUGCUGAAAGUUUGAAGAAACAGGAGAAGACUAAAAACGUGCAGAAGAGUAAAACUCAAGCUUCCUUGUCCGAAAUGUUCAAACCGCCGUCAGGUUCGUGGGAGUGUAACGCUUGUUAUACAAGAAACGGAGCAUCGGAUGCGAAGUGUAUAGCCUGCGAAACACCGAAUCCUUCCGCACUUAGUAAAGGAAGUACUCCAGCCCCGACCACCUCCAAUCAAAUGCCACUUUCCGAAAUGUUCAAAACGCCUGCUAAUUCGUGGAAGUGCAAAUGUUGCGAAAUCGUUAAUAGCAGCGGGAAUAAUUACUGUGUCGCCUGUGACACACCAAAAUGCCCAUCCAUUCCGCCGAAGCCAAAAACUGAUGGUUUCCUAGUAGGUACACCAACAUCCGGAGCUACUCCAACAUUUACUUUCGGUAUUCCACAGGAUGCUACCAAAAAGAGUAAUGCUGGGUUCACAUUCCAAAAACCUGCCGAUACCUCUACCGAUUCUAAGUCUGACGCGAAAGCAGACGCCUCAAAGUUCACUUUUGUAAUGCCGCAAAGAUCAGGCACACCACCGAAUAAAGGUACUCCGUUCACGUUCGAUUCACCAGGAAAAUCGUUUGGUUUCUACUUUAGGGGUGUGUCACCGACAAAGUCUCCCGGUGGCGGUGAAAAUAGCGAAGAAGAGGUAGUCGAGAGCGACGACAUUCACUUUUCACCGAUAAUUCCGUUGCCUGAUAAAAUCGAAGUUAAAACAGGUGAGGAAGACGAAGAAGUUCUUUACCUUCACAGAGCGAAAUUGUUUAGGUUCGAUAAGGAAACCGGCGAAUGGAAAGAACGCGGUUUGGGAGACAUUAAAUUGUUACGGCACAACCAGACAGGCAAACUGAGGCUGAUAAUGAGGCGGGAACAAAUCUUGAAGCUCUGUUUGAAUCAUUUUAUCCUCCCCGGUCUAGAUAUGACGCUAAAAGACGAGAAGACUUGGAUGUGGAACGCCGCUGACUACAGCGAAGGAGAAAUCGAGCAUACGCUUUUCGCGUGUCGGUUCAAGAAUUCCGAUAUUGCGAGAAACUUCAAGAACGCGAUCGACGAAGCAAGAUCGACGAAGAGUGUUCCGGCUGGAGAGACGAAGACGGAGGCGAAAACAGAAGAACUCGCUAAAGCUAAGCCAGCCAAAGACAUAGAAGUUCUAUACGAGAUGAAAGUAACGACAGAGGAAAAGGACGCCGCUAUGAAAUUACAGCUUCCAGAAAACUUUUACGCGUACAAACAGAAGCCGGAUUGUCCUGGAUGUAGGGGUUGCAAAGAACCAACUACGCCGUUAUUCAAAGAUGAAAACUCUGUAACGACAGCAUCGGUACCGAAAAUCUGUACAGAGAGUUGCAAACCUACUACAUUUUCGUCAAAAACUGAAAGUACAAACGCCACUGCUAGCAAUGUUUCAGCUACCGACACAAGCACGCAGAAUACUACUUCGUCUACUUCAAAGCCAGGACUGCACGGUACAACCAUAGCUCAAAGUACAAUGAAUUCUUUUUCCAUGGCUACUCCUAUCAUAUCAUUUGGAAACAGCGAUUCUAAAACAUCCAGCGACAAGAAGGCUAGCUUUUCGUUUGUAAUGCCUCAAAGUCAACCUACCGAGCAAAACAUCGUAGCCACGGAGAAUUUAAAAAUCUGCAGCCCUAUCGUUUCUCAAGGACAAGCGAUGUCUACCACGUCGUCACCUUUCAAGGCGUCAGCGUCAUCCACGACAUCUGCAGGAUCCAUAUUCGCGAUGGCGGAUAAUCCAUUCAGCUUAAGUACAGGAAAAAGUAUUUUCGGUGGAUCGUCGAAAAAAGACACUCCUGGGAUAAUCAAACCCAGUUCCUUCAAUGUUAGUGCAAAUAGUUCCGAAUCUCCGUUCUUAAAUAACUUUAACUCUCAGCUAAAAACGACUACGAGUGCUACGACUAUAUUUGGCACGAGUGCUCCGAUUUUCGGGUCCUCCGCAAUGAAAACGAGUUCUGAGACCACUAGCAGCGAUUCCUCUACGUUUGCAACCAACACCACGACGACGUCUCUGUUCGGGGGGUCUGGUAAAUCUACUAAUUCAGUAUUCGAUAACACGUCCACACCGUUUACAUUUAAUUUAGCCUUUGACGGGCGUACAAACGAAUCACCCUUUGGAAUUUCAAAUUCCACGGCGACGAACACUGCCGAAACGAAAACCGCGUCGUCAGAAAAUGAAUCUCAAAAAGACAGUGGUAUUAGUUUCUUCCCGUCGGCGGAUGUGUCAUUCUCAGCCCUAGCGGCAGCAGCUCCUCAGCAAGCAUUCAAAUCAGACCCGAACUUCUCUUUUUCUGGCGCUGGAUCGACAGUAUUUGGUUCUAAAUCAUCCGCGGUUGCUGCCAAGUCUGCUCAAAAAACGAAAGAAGGCACGCAAGAUAAGAAAGGUGAACACGAAGAAGAAGAGAACGCCGAAAAUGAAACUGAACAAGAGCAUGAUCCUUAUUUUGAGCCCAUCGUACCGUUGCCCGACGUCAUCGAGGUACGCACUGGAGAAGAGGAUGAAGAGAAAGUGUUUUGCGAGAGAGCCAAAUUAUACCGAUUCAAUGCCGAAACGCGCGAGUGGAAAGAGAGAGGUGUCGGGGAAAUGAAAAUUUUGCACCACACAAAACAGGGAACUUAUAGAUUACUUUUGCGUAGAGAUCAAGUUCAUAAAGUAGUAUGCAAUCUGUUGCUUACUCCGGAUAUAAAAUUCUCCAGACUUAUCACUUCGGAUCGUGCCUGGAUAUGGGCAGGCAUGAAUUAUGCGGAAGAACAACCAUGUGUAGAAGAACUAGCAGUUAGAUUUAAGAACACGGAACUGGCCGAAAAGUUUAAGGAUACGGUUAACGAAAUCCAACAUAAAUUAAGAGAAAUUCGUGAAAAAGUUACUGAAAGUAACCCGAUAGUAGAAGAACCCGAAGAGGAAGAAAAUGAAGAAGAGGAAAACGAAGACGCUGACGAAAUUGAAGACGAAGAAGAUGAAGACUAUAUCCAUAGCUUGCGUAUUUUUGAAAAAAGGGCUACUUUGUUUGCGAGAACAGAUGCAGAUGCCAAAUGGGAGCUUGUAGCUUUAGGAAAUUUAAUUAUUUAUCAUGAUUCCGAUACAUUUGCCGGAAGUAUAAUAUUAAAAGCGGAUGAGACAAAUGAAAUCGUAAGCAAUACAGUUAUCUGUACGGACAUUAAAAUGCAGGUAAAUAAGCAAGAAUGUGUUUGGACGGCAAUCGAUCGUGCCUUAAAAACACCAACGAAACGCACUUUGAAAGCAAUCUUUUCAUCGGUUCAGGCUGCUCAAGAAAUGUAUGAUCUUUUUCAAGAUGUAAGUGUUUCCAGAUGUAAGUGAUCCCGACUUGGAUGGAUAAAGUUUUCUUGUAAGAUUUGUUGUAAUAAAGGAUAUUGUAUCUCUUUCAA